Molecule: messenger RNA, 6588 nt
Organism: Syngnathoides biaculeatus (alligator pipefish)
Lineage: Eukaryota; Metazoa; Chordata; Actinopteri; Syngnathiformes; Syngnathidae
Gene: agap1
Product: ArfGAP with GTPase domain, ankyrin repeat and PH domain 1
Exons: 19
Coding region: 1-3567 (1188 amino acids)
Cellular component (GO): nucleus
Molecular function (GO): protein binding; GTPase activator activity; GTPase activity
Source: RefSeq, a predicted model, not a curated record
AUGUUCCUUCUGGAUGGGAACUGUUCUGAAGGAAUGGAAAGAGGGACGGCUCAGAGGAAAACAGUGUACCGCAUCUCCCUCACACUGGUGAAGAAGGAAACAAUGGAGGAUGAAGGUGGCACAUUGAAAAUGCCCAAAGUGGGGUCCUUCAGGCAGCAAUUCUCACUAGAUGCCCACCGCAGUGGUCUGCUGGAACAAGUGGCAGAAGUGGAGGAUGAAUCUGACGAUUUGUCAUCACAAAGCCAUAUGAGGAAGUUCAGGACAUAUAGCACAGGCCAGCUGGAGUUGGGGAGACUUAAACUGUCCCGCAGGGAGCAGGUCCUAAAGACAAAGAAGAAAGCCACUACAUUUAUGAAUUUGCAGGACUUGCCGACUUGUCACCAACACGAGAAAAGCAGAACAGAGUCUGCUGGGAAUAUGGUGAGCAAUGGUAUGAUGAAAAUGAAGAGACUCUUCAAGUCAAAGAGUUUAGAUAAGACCCCCGAGUUGUUAGACCACAUUGGAACGACCCCACCUUUAAACGGGACGCCACCCUUGAAUGGCACAGCAUGCUCACUUGAGAUGCCACUUCAGCAGGAGCCCACUGGCCUGCUUCGCCGUAGCUUCAGUUUUAGGCACCGGACAGGCAGCGAGCGGCUACGUAUCCAAGCGCUACUGAACGGCAAACAUGACAAUAGCUCUGCUUCUGCAGGCCUCGGCCUCGUUUCCGUAGGCCAAAAGGUUACUCACGUUGAUUCCGUGCUUCAGAGCCCCACCAGCCACCCUCGCCUCGGUACGAUAGAGAAGAGCCAGACGCUUGAGGUCGGUGCCAUCCUGAACAAGACAGAUCCCGUAUUUGAGCUUACCCGGUGGGAAAGGGCAAACGGCGACAAGAAUCGCACGCUGGACAAUAGCGACCUGCAGAUUCUGGCUGCACACAAGGAUGGCGUGGCGCUUCCGUUUCAGAGAGGAGGACGACGUUUGAGUGAGAGGAGGCUGGUACGCUUCUUCAGUGGCAUCUUCUCCCGCAGGGAAGAAACCGGCACUUUAACACCGGUGGGAAGCUCCUGCACAAUCCACUCCCUGCGCCACAGGACAACUGCUUUGCAGUCCAGCACAGAGAGUGUGAAUGGAAGCACAGGCGAUGCGUUUGUGAACAGCCAGGAGUGGACUCUCAGUCGUUCUGUGCCAGAACUGAAAGUGGGCAUUGUAGGUAAUCUGGCCAGCGGGAAGUCUGCGUUAGUCCACAGGUACCUGACAGGAACAUACGUGCAGGAAGAGUCGCCUGAAGCUGACGUGGAUGCAGGUGGUCGCUUUAAGAAAGAGAUGGUGGUUGAUGGACAGAGUCACCUGCUCCUCAUCAGGGAUGAAGGGGGCCCCCCGGAGGCACAGUUCGCAUUGUGGGUUGAUGCAGUGAUCUUUGUCUUCAGUCUGGAGGAUGAGAUCAGCUUCCAGACAGUUUAUCACUACUUCAACCGCCUUGCCAACUACAGAAACGUUGCCGACCUGCCACUGGUUUUAGUCGGCACGCAAGAUGCCAUCAGCUCAUCCAACCCGAGAGUGAUUGAUGACAGCCGGGCCAGAAAACUCUCCAAUGACCUGAAGCGCUGCACCUACUAUGAAACCUGUGCCACCUAUGGCCUCAAUGUGGAGCGAGUUUUCCAAGAUGUUGCUCAGAAGAUCGUUGCCAUCCGGAAGAAGCAGCAGUUGUCCAUCGGUCCGUGCAAAUCGCUCCCCAACUCCCCGAGUCACUCAUCCAUCUGUACCACGCAGGUUUCCAACGUCCAGGUCAGCCAGACAAGUAAUGGGGGUGGCAGUUUGAGCGACUACUCAUCAUCAGUACCAUCCACACCGAGUACCAGCCAAAAGGAGCUGCGCAUCGAUGUCUCCCAGAGCACCAAUACACCCACGCCCGUCCGCAAGCAGUCCAAGCGUCGCUCCAACCUCUUCACUUCAAGGAAGACCAGCGAGACGGACAAGGACAAGAAAGGUCUGGAGGCUCGAGCCGACAGCAUCGGCAGCGGGCGAGCCAUUCCCAUCAAACAGGGUAUGCUGCUGAAGAGGAGCGGCAAGUCCCUCAACAAGGAGUGGAAGAAAAAGUAUGUGACGCUGUGUGACAAUGGACUGCUCACCUACCACCCCAGUCUUCAUGAUUACAUGCAGAACGUCCACGGUAAAGAGAUCGACCUACUCAGGACCACGGUCAAGGUACCAGGUAAAAGGCCGCCACGAGCUGUGUCCACUUGCGCCGUCAUGGCCAGCCCCAAAACCAACGGCCUGACGAAGGACAUGAGCAGCCUGCAACUCGGACAUACUCCAGGUUCAGGGAGUUGCAGCUCAUCAGUAUCUCAGAUGGCAAGUGGUGUUAGCUUGGUGUCUUUCAACAGUCGCGGUCCCGACGGCAUGGGCGGGCAUCAGCGCUCAUAUUCAGUCUCUAGUGCUGACCAGUGGACCGAGGCCUCCAUGAUCGCCAACUCGGGAAUCGGGACUGAUGCAGGCCUCGGCGACUCCAUGUCUUCCAGUCCCAGCAUUUCCAGUACGACCAGUCCCAAGAUGGAGCCGCCACCAUCGCCGCACGCCAACCGCAAGAAGCACCGGCGGAAGAAAAGCACCAGCAACUUCAAAGCAGAUGGCCUCUCUGGUACUGCCGAAGAGCAAGAGGACAACUUUGAGUUCACCAUUGUAUCACUAACGGGUCAGACGUGGCAUUUUGAAGCCACUUCAUAUGAGGAGCGUGACUCCUGGGUGCAGGUCAUCGAGGGUCAGAUACUCGCCAGUCUUCAGUCCUGUGAGAGCAACAAGAACAAGUCUCGUCUGACCAGCCAGACAGAGGCCAUGGCACUGCAGUCUAUCCGAAGUAUUCGUGGAAAUAGCCGCUGUGCCGACUGUGACGCUCAAAACCCGGACUGGGCCAGCCUCAACCUUGGUGCCCUGAUCUGUAUUGAGUGCUCGGGUAUCCACAGGAAUCUGGGCACCCACCUGUCCCGGGUUCGCUCGCUGGACCUCGAUGAGUGGCCACUAGAACUUAUCAAGGUCAUGUCAUCCAUCGGCAAUGAGUUUGUUAACAGCGUGUGGGAGGCCAACUCACAGGGUCACCUUAAGCCUGGACCUGAUGCCAGCAGGGAGGAACGUGAGCGCUGGAUCCGGGCCAAGUACGAGCAGCGUGUAUUUUUGCCGUCGCUGCCGUGCGCCGAGCUGUCGCUCGGACAGCAGCUUCUGCGCGCGACGGUAGAAGAGGAUCUGCGUGCCGUCGUGCUGCUGCUGGCGCACGGCUCCAGGCAGCAGGUCAACGAGACGUGCGGCGAGGGAGACGGACGCAAUGCGCUGCACCUGGGCAGCCGCAAAGGCAACGUGGUCAUCACGCAGCUUCUCAUCUGGUAUGGCGUGGAUCUGAUGGCGAGGGACGCCCACGGUAACAGCGCCCUAGCGUACGCCCGGCAGGCAAACAGCCAGGAGUGCGUGGACACGCUGACCCAGUACGGCUGCCCCGACGAACGCUACCCGCUCAUGGCCACGCCCAACCUGUCGCGCCGCAACGCCAACCGCAACAACAGCUGCAGCAGUGCGGGCAGCAGCGCCUUCAUUUGAGCCCUCAUUGGGAGAAGCGUCCGUUUUUUUUUUUUUUUUUUUUUUUUUUGGGAACCGCUCACUACCUGCUGUGACUCUCGACUCCGCCCGCCUCACCCGUCGGACUAGUUGAACCGGGUGAGGAGGGUGUAUAGUACCCAAAGCAUGCUGGGUACUCUACCGGGUCACUUUCACCUCAGACUCUCGAUGGCUGGUGUCAUCGUUUCUUCUGACACUACAAGGCCAGUUUGCUCUCAGGCAGCGUCACUUUCCCAGCCCAAUCAUAUCGUCGCCUAUCCGACAGGUCCUCUGCGUCGUGUUGCGGCCCCGCCCAGACUUUUUUCAGCUUUCUGUGAACUAAUUUACCUGUGUUAAAUGUGACAAAUAUGUGAAAGAUCGAAGGGGGCGAUGCUUGGCAUGUCUUUUUUGUUUUUAUUUGGACCGCUCGCCAGGGAAUGUUGGAUCAGGCUCAGGGACGCAGUCGGUCAGAACAAGCUCGUUCAUAUGGUCGCCCGCAUCUACAUGAUGAAGGUGACUCGACUGGGUCAUCGUCAUCUUGAAGGCGGAGGUGGGGGGGACUCUGUGACUUGAGGUUAAGCAGACUUGGGAAAGAAUUUACUUGACUUUGACUUUCACUGCGUGACUGGACAAAUCUGAUGUUUUCAUUGGAAGACCUGAAUUUGCUAAUUGGUAUCCCUUUUGACAAUACAGCUGGAUUUGGAACUUGGUGUGAAUGUGUUGGUACAGCUAACCAAUGCAAGAACAGAUAGUGAAUACAACAUGGCCAAUUUGCAGAAAUAUGUUGUGACUGACUUCUGACUUGCACUGCACAAGUUCCAACGACCUGACUUGAGACGUCCGUGUGACUUCCUCCCACCUCUGCUCGAAGUUACAGUGUUUGUGGCCGUAAGGCUCCCUACUCACCGUAAAGUCCUGAGAAGUCAAAAGGAAGGAAAUGCUAACUCCUUUAGCGCCGUUUGGAAGCUAACCCCGAUGCAAGACUGAUUUUAAGCCAAGCUUUUCUACCCACCAUCCAUUUCACACUCGCAAUGAGCUUGUGUGCUUCUUUGUCAAAUUGUUGGUUUACUUCCUGUUGGAGAAAAAAGGGAAUCUCACUUCUUCUUUAGGUGUUUUACACCAGGAACUCGUCUCGAAGCUUCUGCUGUCUUUCAGCAUCAAGCGUAGGAAGGCUCACUUUUUCUCUCUUUCUCUCUCUUCUGUGCAAAUCAUUUAAAAUAAUGUUCUGGUCUUCUGAGAUGUGCUGACAACCGCUAGACUGAAAGUGGUGCUCAUUUAUCUCCUACUUCAAAUGAAUACUCCAUCCUAUAUUUAUUAAUUUCCUCCAUCCUCCUCCUCUUGUCUUCAGAGUGUCAAGUGUGACAUUUGAAAUGCCGACACUAGAAAGCAAGGCUGCGUUUGCGGAUGAUUGAGGACGACAAAGUUUGCUCACGUCGUCUUGACUGAAUGUGACGCGAGCUCAACAUUUCCUCAGCGCCCACGCGACUGCCGAGUAACGGAGUAAACCUUCGGUCAGGUUGCCACGUUUGUACAAAUCUUCGUCUGGGUACACGCAUGCCAAUUUUGAUCAUCUAAACCUGGUUUUGAAAUGGGAGAGGCCUGACAGACAUGAUGAGGACGAAAUAAGCAGGUUUACUUCUGCCUAGUUGAUGUUUUUCGAGUGAACAUUGGCUCAAACUGUAUUCACUGCAGUCUCUCGUUCUUUACAUAUCAAAUCAGCGAGCCUGUCAGGAGGGCCGAGGCCUUCAACCCUGAACACUAAUGAUCCCCCCACUUCCUUGCUGAACCCUCCACAUCACUCUGGCGAAUAUCAUCAACUCCUCCGUAGAAUCAGGCAUUGUGCUUUCCACCUUAGGAACAGUCUGGGUCACACCUGUUCUCUAAAGGCCCACCCUAGAUCCAGAAAACUCCAGGACAAGUUCCGGGCUUCCUUUUCUCAGCAAUGCCAGCAGGCUGUACAUAUACACAACUCCCAAUCGUCUUAUCGUUAACGUCGCCGUCGCAGAGUGGGCUUGACUCGGCUUGACCCCAUAACAAUUUUUCAAAGUCAAUAUUGAACAGGUUUAACAUCCACAAAAUAUGACUCAACACUGGACAGGAUAAUCGUUGGAGAUAUGGAAAAGUCAGGCCUUGGGUGAUGGAUCAGAAGGAGGAAUCGGGCUCAAAAAUGUCCCAGUUAUUGGUGUGUGUGUGUGUGUGUACCCAGCGUUACUAGACACACACACACACACUCUGUUCAUCUUUGCCUUGGUUUGAACACACCUGCCUUCAUUUCACCUGUGAUCGUGUAAACCCCAUCCAUCCACCCCCCCCAACAAAAAAUGUAUUUUGUGAUUUUUUUUUUUUUUUUUUUAAAUAUAUAUAUAUAUAUAUUUCUGACUUGGGCUAUUUUAUUUAUGACAGAAAUGCACUAAAUUCACUUAGCGUUAGCUUCUGGCCUCAAGGCUGCUGGCAAUUUUGAUGCUUUUACUUUCAUUUUAGCCAAGGUUAGCAGCUACCGAUUGGCUUGAAGUUUCCUCAGAUGUGUCUGCGCGCCUUCUAAAAUGCUUCUCCUAUGUGAACACAAGUGGGGCGGCAACACAUGAUCCAUAAAUUUCAACAAAAAGCUUGUGUGAUUUAGUUUUCGCGUCUGGCAACAUUGAGACGCGCAACUAGCUCUCACACCGCAGCCGUUGACGCUAAUUGUGACCACAACGUUACCUCCUCUCUCACGUGCAUUUUGUACAGUUUGCCCCCCCCCCUCCACGUGUUCCAAGUCCAUCCAUGUUUUCAAUAUUCUAUUUUCUUGUUCAGACACAUUGUUCUUGUGGUUCUAAUUGUUAUUGUUUAGUUGGAUGUACAGUAAGAUAAUUCUACUGUAAUGUGUCUCUUUUCAAUAAAGCCCGGAAUGAUGCUCCCUCACUUUGGUUUAGGGGGGAAAAAAAAAAAGAAAUUCAUCUGUUUUAUUUCCCAAGAAUCAUUUGGCGCCUCACAGUUGUUGAGUUCGGGUGGAUCCAAUCUGGGCUUCCUUUGUGGACUUCCACG